UUGAAAUAUUUUUCACGUGGUUUCUAAUGUUUUUACUAAAUAAUUUAUUCCUAUGAAUCAGAACUAUUUACACCAGUUAUUAAAUUAACUAAGACAGCAUGCAUCGAAUCGCUUCUGCUAGGAAUAUGUACCAUAAUAGUUUAUACGGAAUUUCAUUGCCAUCCAGUAACUUACUUCACAGUACAAACUUUUCCGAAAUUAAAUGUUCAUUUUGUCAGAAAAAUAUUUUUGGAGCCUACAAUACAGAAAAAUAUAAUCAUGUUAGACAUCAAUCAACGCGGACUGUUAGUGCUUUGAAAUCGCUAAGGAAAAAGGUGAAACACAAAAGUUACAAGAAAUAUGGGGAAUUAUUGCAAGUUGGUGAGAAAGAAAUGACAGAAACUAAAGUAUCUAUUAGUAAAUUGCGUGCAUCACAACUAUCAAAAUUAGCUGCUAGUCCUGUAUCAUUAGGUCAACUUCAUCAGUUAACAAACAAUGCAAAAACAGAAACUAAAUCACCAGGUAUAACGCAAGUUGAUCCAGAAUUACUGCAAAGUGUUAGAGAGAAAAUACUGAAGCUGUCAUCUCCACCUGUAAUUAACGAAAUUUUGUUAGAAGAUGAUAAGUGUGCCUUAGUAUAUACAAAUCUCACAAUACCGCGGUUAGAAAACAAAUUUAAAACAAAACAUGAUAUAGAUAUGGUGAAGGCAAGUUACUAUGAUUUUAGAAAGACUACUCUGUAUGAUCAAAAGUUGCAAGACCUUAGGUAUGCUAUUAAUGAAGGUUUGAAUCAGCAGUUUGAUAUUAAUACAUCUACGAAAGGAAUUAUAGGUGUGGAGAACAGUUCUGAACUACAGUCCCUACCAAAGAGUCCUCAUGCAGUCUUUAGAGAGCUGUUUAUAGAAAAUCAAUUAGAUAGCUAUGACCAGGAACUUAUGACACACAUAUCAAACAUGCAAGCACAGGGAUUAGCUUAUCCAGUUUUGGAUGAUUUUGGUGAUGAUGCUGCAUUACACAGUGAAGUAAUUGAGGGUCAUGAAGAUAUGGACUUUGAUCCUGGAGAUCCUGGAGAAACCCCAAUGGUGAAAAGUUUUAAAGUCCAAAAAGCAAAAGAAGCACAGAAACGUAAAAAGGAGCUCCGGGAACGACGUCGCGCCCAGCAGGAGUUGAAUAUGAAACAAGAUAGGAAAUCCCUGCACCGCCGCGGUCGCCAGCUCGCGCUGCAUUCUACCCUUGCUGCGCACCUCAAUGUGUUAUGCUCGCUACGCAUGGUGCAUGAGGGUCGUAAAGUUCUUCAGUAUUACAGACAACGGGGUUCUAGGGUACCAGACCAUCCUAAAGUCACUGACGUCAAAAUAUACAACACUCUCUUGCAUGGAUAUGCUUCAAUGGGCGAAACAGAAAAUAUGAAGGAAUUACUCUCAUUUAUGUCAGAGGACGGGAUAGAAAGAUCUGCGCAAACUUACGCCGCGGUGUUUGAGUGUAUAGAAAGAAGUAGUGUGGAGGACAAAAAUUCAGUAUUGGAAAGUUACCGUGGACAGAUGGAAGAUAAGGGGAUACAUUUAAAUGACUUAAUGGAUAAGACUAACUUUCUCUAUGAUCAACGAGAGAUGGUUCUACAAGCUAUUCAAAGGAUACAACCUGAUUUUGAACCCCAAUACACCCCUCCUAUUCUUGACUAUAAUUGCGCAUUGAUGGAGAGAUUAAAAUUAACUGAAACAGAAGCUAGGGAAGGACUUAAUAGUUCUCCAGCUGAAGGUGUUGUGUCUUUGGAGGAAUUAAUAAAAAUGGGCAAAGAGCAAAUGGAUAUCGAAAUAAAGGGGGAAAUAGAAGUACAAAAUAUUGAUAUUAAAGAUGAAUCAUCACCAACUGUUAAGUUUUGUAGAGAAAAACUAAAAGAAACCGAAGAUCGGUGGCGGCAGGUGAUCAAAGAAGCUUUUGUGAGAAAUCUAGGAACUCUCAAAUCCCAAAGUGUUGCAUCUCAUACUGCUAUCACUUUAUACCCUUACUUGAAGGUUUUAGAGGUGGACCAGUUUGUAGAUUUAAUAAUGGGCGAACUAAGUAAGUUAGUGGAUGGCAGUGAAACAUACAGUCCUACAUUUAAGUUGCUGCAACGUGAUUUGGGCACACAAGUUUAUCACAAGUAUCAAAUCGAUCAAUACCGUAAGAAUGGGGCGUUGGCAAAGAUCGAACGGAUCUACGAGAAAUACUGCGAGUGGUACGUGAAGCGGACGGCGGUCGACGAGAGCGGGCGCGCGUACAACUGCCGGCAGGCCUGGCAGGCGCUCCUGCACCGUCACCGCGACGGCGCCAGCCUGGACAUGGAAGAGAUUCAAUGGCCUUUGGAAACGAGGCAAAAUGUUGGAAAGUUCCUUUAUAACAUUAUUAUCAACGAUAUCAAGAUCGACGUCAAUAUGUUUAAGUCGAAAGCUAAAGAGCGGUUGUUGCCGGCGGUGUACAAGGUGCACCGGCCGUGGGGCCGGCUGGUGCGGCUCGAGCUGAAGCCGCACCCGGUGCUGGCGCGGCUGUGGGCGGGCGGCGCGCGGCCCGGCCUGCGCGUGCGCGCCGCCCUCGCGCCCGCCCUCGCGCCGCCCGCGCCCUGGCUGUCCCACGCCUCGCGCGCCCACCUGCUCACGCCCACGCCGCUCGUACGAAUGCCAUUGUACGUGCAGAACCAGUGGAAACGCUUAGAGGAAGCGCCGCCAGAGACACUGUAUCCGGCACUGGACAGCCUCAACCAACUUGGCGAGGUUCCGUGGGCCAUUAACAAGCGGGUACUCGACAUACAGCUCCAUGUGUUUAGAUCGGGUGGAAACAAGAAGCUCGACAUUCCUCCUCCGGCGUCGUCACUCAACCCGCAACAAUUCCGGCUACCAGGUGAACGAGACGGAGCUGAUGCGAAUUCACCGGCGAACGCUUUCAAGCGUCGCAUCGCUAUAAACCGCGCCCGCGCUGAAAUGCACUCACUUUGGUGUGACGCGCUAUAUAAACUAUCACUGGCCAACCACUUCAGGGACAGUCGGUUCUGGCUGGCGCACAACAUGGACUUCCGCGGGCGCGUGUACGCGUGCCCGCCGCACGUGUCGGCGCUGGGCGCGGACGCGGCGCGCGCGCUGCUGGUGUUCGCGCGCGCGCGCCCGCUCGGCGCCCGCGGCCUGCGCUGGCUGCGGCUGCACGCGCUCGCCCUCUCCGGCCGCGCCAAGCGCUCCACGCUCCAGGAGAGAUUGGAACUUGCGGAAAAACUAACUGACAAAAUGCUGGAUUCCGCGGACCAUCCAUUGGAUGGUGAAGGUUGGUGGAUGGAAUCCGAGGAACCGUGGCAGACUCUCGCCUGCUGUAUCGAGAUCGCCAACGCUAUAAGAUCGCCCAAUCCGGAAGAGUACAUGUGCGCGUUCCCGGUGCACCAGGACGGGUCGUGCAACGGGCUGCAGCACUACGCGGCGCUGGGCGGGGACGCGGCCGGCGCCGCCGCCGUCAACCUCGCCGCCGCCGCGCGCCCGCAGGACGUCUACAGCGCCGUCGCCGCGCUCGUAGAGGAGGCUCGCGUUCGAGACGCUGCGGGCGGGUUGACUGCGGCACGUGUGUUGGAAGGAUUCGUGCGGCGGAAGGUCAUUAAGCAGACAGUUAUGACCACAGUGUAUGGCGUUACACGCUUCGGGGCCAGAUUGCAGAUUGCGAAGCAACUUAAAGAUAUAGAUGAAUUUCCAAAGGAACAUGUAUGGACAUGCUCACAAUAUUUGACCACGAAGACCUUCGACAGUUUAAGAGAGAUGUUCACCUCCACUAAACUCAUUCAAGAUUGGUUCACUGAUUGCGCAAAGGUGAUCUCAGGCGUGUGCGGGGAGAGCGUGGAGUGGGUGACGCCGCUGGGGCUGCCGGUGGUGCAGCCCUACCACCGCCGCGCGCCGCCCGCCGCCGCCCUGCGCGCGCCGCUCGACCUCCACAUGCGUCCAUGUACGAUGAAACAGCGUAAUGCGUUCCCUCCGAACUUCAUCCACUCGCUGGACUCGUCGCACAUGAUGCUGACGGGGCUGCACUGCCAGGCGCGCGGCAUCACCUUCGUCUCCGUACACGACUGCUUCUGGACACAUCCGGACACCGUCGAUACUAUGAACGAGAUUUGUCGUGAACAGUUCGUCGCCCUACAUUCUCAGCCAAUAUUAGACGACUUAUCGGAAUAUCUUGUCAAGCGAUACAGUUACGAUUACAGUGAGCUUCAAGACUCCGCCCCUGGCGCAGCGAACAAGAGACGCGUCAAUAACUUACUGAAGAAAGUACCAAGCAAAGGUGACUUUGAUCUCAAGAGUGUGCUCAAGUCAGUUUACUUCUUCAGUUAGACUGUCAUUCAAAAAUCAAUUCUAUGACAUUCGUGACACGUUCCUUUUUAUACUGUGUAUACAUUGAGAAUAGCUUUUCGUAGGUUGAUUGUGUGUCUUAAUAUGAAAUCGUGAUGGAUAUUAAGGACCUGCUUCUCUGAUAUAUAUGAUAAAGCCAUGGGUAAGAUUCUUAAAUUAGUUUGUAUGCGCAAUUUAUACUA
Achroia grisella is the source of this 4516-nucleotide messenger RNA. RefSeq names its product DNA-directed RNA polymerase, mitochondrial (gene mtRNApol). The coding region runs from base 99 to 4316 and encodes 1405 amino acids. Gene Ontology annotation, biological process: mitochondrial transcription. The transcript is spliced from 24 exons. Gene Ontology annotation, cellular component: mitochondrial DNA-directed RNA polymerase complex. Gene Ontology annotation, molecular function: protein binding; DNA-directed RNA polymerase activity; mitochondrial promoter sequence-specific DNA binding. The record is from RefSeq and is a predicted model, not a curated record. Lineage: Eukaryota; Metazoa; Arthropoda; Insecta; Lepidoptera; Pyralidae.